CGUGUGGCCAGGCCCCCAGCUCUGAGAGAACUUUACUCCUCCCGGCUCCCACUGCCGUUUUGUCCGACUGCCUUGGCCAACAGCCCUCCUGUGCCACUCUCUGCCCGGGCUUCCUGUGGCCGCUCUCCGCUCCCCUCCCAACGCCGCUGCCUUCGUUUCUCGCCCUCCUUCCCUCAGCCUCGCCCGCCGCCUUCUUUCCCUCUCUCCAUCCGGCCAGCCGCGCUGCAGUGAUGUGCGACAAGGAAUUCAUGUGGGCUUUGAAAAAUGGAGACCUGGAUGAGGUGAAAGACUAUGUGGCCAAGGGUGAAGAUGUCACCCGGACACUAGAAGGUGGUAGGAAGCCUCUUCCUUAUGCAGCAGAUUGUGGGCAGCUUGAAAUCCUGGAAUUUCUGCUACUGAAAGGAGCUGAUACUAAUGCUCCAGAUAAACAUCAUAUCACCCCUCUUCUGUCUGCAGUAUAUGAAGGUCACGUUUCCUGUGUGAAACUGCUUCUAUCAAAGGGUGCUGAUAAAACUGUGAAAGGCCCAGAUGGACCAACUGCCUUUGAAGCCACUGACAACCAGGCAAUCAAAGCUCUUCUUCAGUGAUGGCUGGAUGGACUGAUCCAUAUGGAAGAAUGCCUCUCCCGUGACCUCACACUGCUGCCUGUCUGUCUGUCACUCUCUAUCUGCCAGCUUCUUCAGCUAAAUACUUUAAGAGAGGGGAGGGGAGAGAGAAAUUCAUAAUAAAUCAGACUACCAGAAAAAACUAUUUUUAGAGAGUAAAUCUGUAUGAUCAGGACUUUAUUGGGAUUCCUGAUCAUGUCACUCUCAUGUU
Messenger RNA from Monodelphis domestica (gray short-tailed opossum), 816 nucleotides. The record is from RefSeq and is a predicted model, not a curated record. Lineage: Eukaryota; Metazoa; Chordata; Mammalia; Didelphimorphia; Didelphidae.